CCUAUCAUAUCAUUGCACUAAAUCUCAUUCUUCAUCUGCAGCUAUUUGGAUUACUGAUAUUGGUGCAUUUUUUUUAGAAAGUGUGUACUCUUUUUGGUGACAUUGGAAGCUAACUCAUAGACAGAGGCAAAGAUGUUGGGAAUUUUCAAGCAGAAGUUAGUUAAUGCACCCAAGGAGCUGAACAGUCCAGCUUCUUUGAAUUCAUGCACUAAGCCUAAGCUAAGUCAUGAAGUCCUGAAGGAUUUCAUGUCCUGCAAUUCCUCCAAUGCUUUCUCCAUGUGCUUUGGGAGUGAUGCUUUGCUAGCCUAUUCCCCUUCAAACAAGCCCUCCAUUCAUCAUAGGUUGUUUAGUGGUUUGGAUAACAUAUACUGUGUCUUCCUGGGUGGCCUGCACAACCUUAGCAUGCUCAACAAGCAGUAUGGGCUAUCAAAAGGAACAAAUGAGGCCAGGUUUAUCAUUGAAGCGUAUCGAACUCUUCGCGACAGGGGUCCAUAUCCAGUUGAUCAAGUCCUCAAAGAACUUGAAGGCAGUUUCGGAUUUGUGAUAUAUGACAACAAGGAUGGAACAGUUUUUGUUGCAUCUGGUUCUAAUGGCCAUAUUGGGCUCUACUGGGGAAUUGCAGCGGAUGGUUCGGUUACAAUUUCUGAAAAUCUGGAGCUUAUAAAAGCAAGCUGUGCUAAAUCAUUUGCACCAUUUCCUACUGGGUGUAUGUUUCAUAGUGAGCACGGUCUCAUGAACUUUGAACAUCCAACACAGAAGAUGAAAGCAAUGCCUCGGAUUGACAGCGAGGGAGUUAUGUGCGGGGCCAACUUCAAUGUUGACUCUCAGUCAAAGAUCCAGGUGAUGCCACGUGUUGGAAGUGAAGCUAAUUGGGCAACUUGGGGCUAACAAGCUUAGCUGAUUUAAUCUUAGUCCAACAUUUUUUUUCUAAGUGGUUAAAAGAGGAACAUAGUGUGAUGAGUGUGACUCUUUGCUUUUCUCUUUUGGUUCCAUUGUUGUGUACAUAUUCAUGCUUCAAAGUUGAACAUGACUAUGGUAAUUGUAUAAUAUGAAUAACAAGUGUUACACAACAUUUAUUUGUUAUUAAAUCUUUCCUCCCAAAAGGAAGCAGGGCAGGACAAAAUCAAGCACACUUGUUCCAUUGAGUGUACACAGCAUGGCUCGGUGGUCGGUCAACUUAAAUUGUGGCAAA
Molecule: messenger RNA, 1192 nt
Organism: Glycine soja
Lineage: Eukaryota; Viridiplantae; Streptophyta; Magnoliopsida; Fabales; Fabaceae
Product: stem-specific protein TSJT1-like
Exons: 4
Coding region: 133-888 (251 amino acids)
Source: RefSeq, a predicted model, not a curated record